AUGGCGCAGCUCCAAGGAAAAGUCAUCGCAAUUACCGGUGCAGCAUCGGGUAUCGGGGCAGCCACGGCCCUCGAAUGUGCCGCGAGAGGCGCUGCUGGACUGUCACUGUGUGAUGUCAACGAGGAUGCCUUGAAAAAGGUGGUAGACCAGAUACAGGCCAAAGGGGUCAAGGUAAUAGGAAAACGAGUCGACGUCUCCAAUUCGGAACAGGUUGAUGCGUGGAUUGCCGAAACAGUCAAGGAGUUUGGCCGUCUGGAUGGCGCCGCCAACAUCGCGGGCGUCGAGACAAAGCCGGGCGGCAAGGUCUUUUCCAACAUUGUCGAUAUCAGCAACGACCACUGGGACUUUAUCAUGAAGAUCAACCUCACGGGUCUCUUUUACUGCCUUCGCGCUGAACUCCGUGCUAUGGACCGGGGUGCCUCGAUCCUCAAUGUUGCGAGUAUGGCUGGCGUCAUCGGUCGUCCUGGCAUCGCCGCCUACUCGACCAGUAAGCACGGUGUCGUUGGUUUGACGAGAACUGCAGCCAAGGAAGUCGGCGAGCGCGGCAUUCGAGUCAAUGCUCUUGCUCCUGGCCCUAUAGAGACACCCAUGCUGGACAGGCUGCUAUCCGAUGGUGGCUCCUCAGAGCGACCGGUCACAAAUACCUACAAGACCCUGCCUCUCCAGCGACUCGGAACAGCACAAGACAUGGCAAAGACAAUUUGUUUUGUUCUGAGCGACGAUUCAAGCUUUACUACAGGAGCUGUAUUCUCUGCAGACGGCGGUGUUGCCUGCUAG
Molecule: messenger RNA, 777 nt
Organism: Fonsecaea pedrosoi CBS 271.37
Lineage: Eukaryota; Fungi; Ascomycota; Eurotiomycetes; Chaetothyriales; Herpotrichiellaceae
Exons: 2
Coding region: 1-777 (258 amino acids)
Molecular function (GO): oxidoreductase activity
Source: RefSeq, a predicted model, not a curated record